Molecule: messenger RNA, 2233 nt
Organism: Podarcis raffonei (Aeolian wall lizard)
Lineage: Eukaryota; Metazoa; Chordata; Lepidosauria; Squamata; Lacertidae
Product: vomeronasal type-2 receptor 26-like
Exons: 7
Coding region: 1-2175 (724 amino acids)
Biological process (GO): G protein-coupled receptor signaling pathway
Cellular component (GO): membrane
Molecular function (GO): G protein-coupled receptor activity
Source: RefSeq, a predicted model, not a curated record
AUGCUGGUUGCAAUGCUUCUGCUUGUCUUGCUGUGUCAUGUUGUGGGCCAGAAACAUUCCAUUAACUGUAGCAUACAAGAUGAUCCCCUCCCGAUCCCUCAUGAAUUUUACCAUCCUGGAGACCUGGUCAUUGGAGAGAUUGUUUCUCAGGUCUUCUUCCUCCAUAAUCUCCUCUCUUUCCUGAAACAGCCGACACAGAUUGUGAUUAAUGAGCCGAUCAUACGUGACGAUCCUCUCCCUAUUCCUCAUGAGUUUUACCUGCCGGGAGACCUGGUCAUCAGUGAAAUUGUUUCUCAGGUCUUCUUGCUCUACAAUCUCCUCUCUUUCAUGGAACAGCCGACACAGAUUGUGAUUGAUGAGCCAAUUUCAGUGCCAAAGAACUACCAGCACAUCCUGGCCUUAGCAUUUGCUGUCAAAGAGAUCAAUGAAAAUCCCAACAUUUUAUCGAAUCUCUCUCUGGGAUUUCACACCCUCAAUAGCUACUACACUGCAAAGACGACCUACAAGGCCACCCUCAGCCUCUUUUCUGCACAGCGUCGCUUUGUCCCCAACUUCAAGUGUCACAACCACAAGAACCUGAUAGCUCUGAUUGGAGGAUGCAUCUCUGAAAUCUCUGCCAACGUGGCCGUCAUUUCAGCCAUCUACAAGACUCCACAGAUGGUCCCAAAUGAAGCCCAACAGCACAUCGGGGUUGUACAGUUACUCAAACAUUUUGGAUGGACAUGGAUUGGACUAUUGGCUGUGGAUGAUGACAAAGGGGACAGGUUUUUGCUGACAAUGGUCCCAAUGCUUGAUGAAAAUGGCAUCUGUUAUGCCUUCAUCAUGAGAAUACCAAAAUGGAAUUAUGUGGAUGAGAUGAUAAAAUAUGUUUCACAACGCAUAGAACACUAUGUAACUGUCUUCAGGGAGAAAGCCAAUGUCCAUCAAUUUCUACAGAGCAUUGUAUUCAACAACAGCGCUGGAGAUAUUGUACACUUCAAUGAAAAUGCAGAAUUAGUUGUAGGUUUCGAUGUUACAAACUGGAGGAUUUACUCCAAUGGUUCAGUGGUUAGAGCCAAAGUUGGAAAACUGAACCCUCAAGCUCCUUUCGGCAGGGAGUUAACCAUUCAUGAUGAUCUGAUUGUGUGGCAUAAAAGCUUUAAUCAGGGGCUGCCAGUUUCUGUGUGCAACGACAACUGCUAUCCCGGCUCCAGCAGGAAAAAGAAGGAGGGAGAGAAAUUCUGCUGCUAUGAUUGUUUUCCAUGUCCAGAAGGGACAAUCUCUAAUCAGAAGGAUAUGGAUGCCUGUGUCGAGUGCGCAGAAGAAAACUACCCAAACCAGGACCAAACAGGGUGUAUUCCAAGGGGCCUGAGCUACCUCUCCUACCAAGAAAAGUUAGGGCUCAGCUUAGCUGUCUCCGCUCUGGCUUUCUCCCUGAUCACCACCUUCGUGCUGGCGACUUUUGUGAAGCACAAGGACACUCCCAUCGUCAAAGCCAACAACCGCAGCCUCACCUACCUCCUCCUCAUCUCCCUCCUUCUCUGCUUCCUCUGCUCCUUGCUCUUCAUUGGUCAGCCUGGAAAAGGGACCUGCCUCUUCCGACAAAUGACUUUCAGCAUCGUCUUCUCGGUGGCCCUUUCCAGUAUUCUGGCCAAAACCAUCACCGUGGUUCUAGCAUUCAUGGCAACCAAGCCAGGAUCCAGAAUGAGGAGAUGGGUGGGGAAGGGGCUGGCCAAUUGCGUGGUCUUUUCCUGCUCUUUCCUUCAAGCUGGCAUUUGCACCCUUUGGCUGAGUGCUUCCCCUCCAUUCCCAGAUACAGACAUGCAGUCACUGAAGAGUGAGAUCAUCCUGGAAUGCAAUGAGGGUUCAGCUGCCAUGUUUUAUUGUGCUUUGGGUUAUAUGGGUUUUCUGGCCGUUGUGAGUCUCCUUGUGGCUUUCCUGGCCAGAAAGUUACCUGACAGUUUUAACGAGGCCAAAUUUAUCACGUUUAGCAUGUUGGUUUUCUGCAGUGUUUGGCUGACCUUUGUUCCAACCUACCUGAGCACCAAAGGGAAAUACAUGGUAGCCGUGGAGGUCUUCUCCAUCUUGUCCUCCAGUGCUGGGUUACUGGGUUGCAUCUUUUUCCCUAAAUGCUACAUCAUUGUGCUGAGGUCUGACCUGAACAAUAAGGAAAGCCUAAUAAGGGGAAGAAAAUAGUGUGUGUGUGUGUGUGUGUGUGUGUGUGUGUGUGUGUGUCCAUAUCUUAGAGCUUGAG